Messenger RNA from Centropristis striata (black sea bass), 1513 nucleotides. Its product is annotated as twinfilin-2. Gene Ontology annotation, cellular component: actin filament; myofibril; cytoplasm. Lineage: Eukaryota; Metazoa; Chordata; Actinopteri; Perciformes; Serranidae. Gene Ontology annotation, molecular function: actin monomer binding; actin filament binding. Gene Ontology annotation, biological process: positive regulation of neuron projection development; barbed-end actin filament capping; actin filament depolymerization. Bases 1 to 1044 code for a protein of 347 amino acids. The transcript is spliced from 8 exons. The record is from RefSeq and is a predicted model, not a curated record.
AUGUUUCUCGCACUUGUGGUGACGCCAGAGCUGAGGGAGUUCCUGGCCCGGGCGAGAGGUGGAGCGGUGCGCCUCAUCAAGGUGCGCAUCCAAGACGAGCAGCUGGUGCUGGGCGCCUUCAGAGAGCCGGAGAAGAGCUGGGAGCAGGACUAUGACCACUUCCUGCUUCCUCUCCUGGACGACCAGGAGCCCUGCUACAUCCUGUACCGCCUCGACUCCCAGAAUGCACUGGGCUACGAGUGGAUCUUCAUAUCCUGGUCUCCUGAUCAGUCUCCGGUGAAACAUAAGAUGUUGUACGCCGCCACUCGGGCCACAGUGAAGAAGGAGUUUGGCGGUGGUCAUCUGAAGUACGAGAUAUUCGGCACAGCUGAGGAGGACAUCUGUUUGCUGGGCUACCAGCGUCAUGUGUCGUCCUGCUCAGGUCCGGCCCCGCUCACACUAGCUGAGCAGGAGCUCCAGAGGAUAAAAAUCACAGAGGUGAAGACAGAGAUCAGCGUGGAGAGUAAGCACCAGACGCUCCAAGGCCUGGCUUUCCCCCUGCAGGAGACCGCCAAGAGAGCCCUGCAGCAGCUCGCCCAAAAACGCAUCAACUACAUUCAGCUGAGGCUGGAUGUAGAGAAGGAGACGAUCGAGCUGGUCCACUCCAACCCGACAGAAACUCGUGAUUUGCCCUGCAGAGUUCCUAAAGACACUCCCAGAUAUCACUUCUUCCUCUACAAACACUCCCACGAAGGAGACUACCUGGAAUCUGUCGUGUUCAUAUACUCCAUGCCAGGUUACAGCUGCAGCAUUAAGGAGCGGAUGUUGUAUUCCAGCUGCAAGAGUCGACUACUGGAGGAAGUGGAGAAGGAUUACCAUUUGGAAAUUUCUAAAAAGUUAGAGAUUGAUGACGGAGAUGAACUGACAGACGACUUCCUGUAUGACGAAGUCCAUCCGAAGCAGCAUGCUCACAAACAGGCCUUCGCUAAACCCCGCGGCCCGGCAGGAAAAAGAGGACACAAGCGUCUCAUUAAGGGGGCAGGAGAGACCAUACAGAGCAGCUAGAGACUUCUAACCAGUUUCUAGUCCAGUUCAGCCCGCCCCCCUUUCCCCAGACCCACUAACACCUCGUGAGGCCCAGAGGAUUGAGCACAAUAAUGGAUUUCCUCUGCUGUUUGUGUACCGAAACACUUGUAACUAAUAUGUUUUUAAUGAAUAUAUGAUGAUAAAUGAUCUGUCUCUCCCACAGCAAAUCAAGUCCCACGGGCAAAUCAUUUGAAGCCAUAACAUAUCUAUAAAAACAAUAAUAUCGUCAGUGUUUAUUGAUGACUUUGAGUCACACUGACACACAGAUAGAUGGCCUUGUUAUUGUUGUUAUUGAUAAGAUAAUCCGUCCUUAUCUUCCAUAUUGCAGUUUACGAUUUAAUACAGUUGUAAGAAUUGUAAAUGCUUUGUCAGGUGUCAUGUCUGGCCUUCAAUACAAGUUUUGUAUCAACAAUGUUUGUAAGACAAUAUAAAAGGAAAUUCCAAAUAA